AUGACCUUCAUAACGAACAUUCUGAUAGUGCUGGCAUUUCCGGUUAUCACGGUCGCUCUAAUCGAGCUCUACUUCGAUCGUAGCUUUGGCAUGAACUUCUUUAAUACCGCCAGAGGCGGUGACCCGGUGCUGUGGCAGCAUCUCUUCUGGGUGUUCGGACAUCCUGAGGUGUACAUUCUGAUACUGCCCGCUAUGGGUAUUGUCUCCGAGAUACUGCCCACAUUCUCCAAGAAGCCGCUGUUCGGCUAUCCGGCGAUUGUACUGGCGGGCGCCAUCAUCGCGUUCAUGGGUUGGAUGGUCUGGAGCCACCACAUGUUCACAGUGGGUCUAGGUCCAAUCCCGAUUACGGUGUUCACGAUAACGACUAUGGCGAUUGCGGUGCCCACGGGCAUAAAGGUGUUCAACUGGAUGGGCACUAUGUGGGGCGGCCAAAUGGACUUCAGGACGCCCAUGUUAUAUGCCGUAGGCUUUGUCGCCAUGUUCACGAUCGGCGGCAUCAGUGGCGUCAUGCACUCUUCGGCGUCGUCGGACGCACAGCAGCAGGAUACCUACUUCAUUGUGGCGCAUAUUCACUAUGUGCUGUUCGGUGGCGCGAUAUUCGCGAUAUUCGGUGGCAUAUACUACUGGUUCCCCAAGAUAACGGGGCGUAUGUACAACGAGGUUCUAGGGAAGCUCAACUUCUGGCUUGUUUUCGCAGGUUUUAACAUAGCCUUCUUUCCUCAGCACUUCCUUGGGCUGGACGGGAUGCCGAGGCGCAUCUAUACCUACGAUGCGGGCAUGGGUUGGAACCUAUGGAAUGGUGUUUCCACCUUGGGAGCGAUUGUUAUGGCAGUGGGCGUCUUAGUUAUGAUACACAACCUUGCCAGAAGCUGGCGCAAGGGCGAACUUGCAGGAAAUGAUCCGUGGGACGCCAGGACUCUUGAGUGGUCCAUCCCAUCGCCGCCGCCCGAGUACAACUUCGCAGAGAUUCCGACCGUAUAUGACAGAGACGACUGGUGGGCGCGCAAGCGCCGCGAGGUCAGGCGGGCUGUUCCCGUAGCAGGUGGGUCGGGCUACGAUGAAGGGCAUGGCAUCCAUCUGCCUCAGCCAUCCUACUGGCCGAUUAUUGUGUCGAUUGGUAUCCUGAUAGGCGGCUUCGGCUUGGUCUAUCCGGUCGGCUACUAUGCGAUUUCUAUCGUUGGCGUACUCAUUGGAAUGAUUGGCGUGUAUUCAUGGUCUUUCGAGCCUGUUAACGACCCUGAAGACGCCGAGCAAGCGGCUCACUAA
Messenger RNA from Geodia barretti, 1266 nucleotides. The record is from the annotation of a GenBank genome assembly. Lineage: Eukaryota; Metazoa; Porifera; Demospongiae; Tetractinellida; Geodiidae.